Molecule: messenger RNA, 426 nt
Organism: Cooperia oncophora
Lineage: Eukaryota; Metazoa; Nematoda; Chromadorea; Rhabditida; Trichostrongylidae
Source: the annotation of a GenBank genome assembly
UCAACUCGAUUAGUACAUUUCAGGUCAGAAGCCUCAUCGUCGUCUUCAAGUGAAGAAGAGGAACCGAAAUUAAAGCGCAGUAAACGUAAACGUAAGGAGGAAGAAGAACUGAACCGACGAAGGAAGAAACUGAAUGCAGCAGAGUUGGAAAAAAUUGAUGCUGCGGCGGCUGGUGGUGACGACAACGUGUUCAAAUGGGCUGACUAUUUCGGUGAGAACAACACACUGUUUGUGGUGGAUGCGAAGAAGAAAGGGAAUGUCGGAAGAUUCCUGAAUCAUUCAUGUGAUCCAAAUGUUCAAGUGCAGCAUGUUUUCGUUGACACUCACGAUCUCCGUUUACCAUGGUCGUCGUUCUUCGCCAUUCGAAAUAUUAAGGCCGGAGAGGAAUUGUGCUGGAAUUAUGGUUACUCGCCAGGAUGCACUUGA